GGGACAAUGUUGGUGAUUAUGCUGCAUGAGGUGCAGAUCUUUUUGAAAGCAUUGCAGCUGAGAUAAUUAGUGCCAUGAUACUUGGUGGAACAAUGGCUCAACGGUGUAAAAUUGAAGACCCAUCUGGCUUCAUCCUGUUUCCUCUUGUUGUGCACUCAUUUGACCUGGUUGUAUCAUCGAUUGGAAUAUUUUCAAUUAGGGGUACACGUGAUUCCAGUGUGAAAGUUCCAUUAGAGGAUCCAAUGACAAUCCUUCAGAGAGGAUACUCUGUUACAAUAGUUUUGGCUGUUCUAACGUUUGCUGGAGUAAUAUAUCUUCUGAAAUAUUGCCAUUUAUAUUUCUCUUUACUGGUUGACAGCUCAUUCAGGACUUGUUUCUUUUCUGAAAUUGUUGCAGUCAACUCGGUGGUUGCUUUAUACUGAGCAAGCACC
Hibiscus syriacus is the source of this 431-nucleotide messenger RNA. Its product is annotated as pyrophosphate-energized membrane proton pump 3-like. NCBI's taxonomy places the organism in Eukaryota, Viridiplantae, Streptophyta, Magnoliopsida, Malvales, Malvaceae. The transcript has 2 exons. Bases 75 to 422 code for a protein of 115 amino acids. The record is from RefSeq and is a predicted model, not a curated record.